Aspergillus alliaceus is the source of this 930-nucleotide messenger RNA. Its product is annotated as alpha/beta hydrolase. The transcript has a single exon. Gene Ontology annotation, biological process: glycerolipid catabolic process. Gene Ontology annotation, molecular function: triacylglycerol lipase activity. Bases 1 to 930 code for a protein of 309 amino acids. Lineage: Eukaryota; Fungi; Ascomycota; Eurotiomycetes; Eurotiales; Aspergillaceae. The record is from RefSeq and is a predicted model, not a curated record.
AUGCCUUCUCUUGAUGUCCCGGGAGCCUCAAUCAACUACGAGAUCUUUGGAAGCGGUCCUCUCUUGCUCUGCAUACCAGGUGCAGACGGACGUGGAUCUGUAUUCCACGAGGCAGCAAAAGCCGCAUCCGACAAGUUCUCGGUCGUGUGUUGGGACCGCCGCGGAUACUCCAAAAGCCUGCUUCGUGGUCCACAAAAUCUUCGCUCCCGUCUCGAGACAGAUGCAGAUGAUGCUGAACGUCUGAUUUCCCACCUUAGUUCGGAUGGCGCUUAUGUCUUUGGAACUUCAUCUGGUGCCAUUGUGACUCUGAUGUUACUAAGCCGACACUCGGAAGUGGUCAAGACAGCAAUCGUGCACGAGCCGCCUGCCUUCACGGUGCUCCCAGAUGAUCUUCGUCAGCAGGCAGCUGGAUUCAUUCAGCAGAUAUACGAUACAUAUCGCAGUGAGGGACCUCAGAGUGCAAUGGAAGUCUUUACGUCCGGACUUUCCGAUGGCAAGGAGGCCGAAGUCAUGCGAUCUUGCAUUUCGACAAGCCACGGCGAUGAGAUCCGCGCCAACAGCCUUUGGUGGUUUGAAUUCGAGCUGAGACAAUACACAAGUGCAGUUCUUCACAUGGAUUCGAUUCUCACCGUCAAAGAAAAGGUUAUGAUCGCUGUGGGUGUGGACUCGGCUGGCUUAGGCGUGGCGCCAGCUUCAAUUAUUGCAGGUCAGCUGGGAAAGGAAUAUAUCACAAUCCCAGGUGGCCAUGUGAGCUACAUGGUCUCACCAGAAUCUUUUAUCACAGUGUUUCAAGUAGCCCUUUCUUGUCAGAUAAUUGGAUGUCCGUCGUGUAUUGUGGAACCUCCCGUAGCUUUUGCCCAGGCUUGUGGAAAAGGGCACCCCAGCAUUGCCGCCGUUUUGCAACCAACAUAUAAGAUUAUGCCUGACUAG